This is a messenger RNA of Cyphellophora attinorum, 3732 nucleotides long. RefSeq names its product putative transcriptional regulatory protein. Gene Ontology annotation, cellular component: nucleus. Bases 1 to 3732 code for a protein of 1243 amino acids. Gene Ontology annotation, biological process: regulation of DNA-templated transcription; DNA-templated transcription. Gene Ontology annotation, molecular function: zinc ion binding; DNA binding; DNA-binding transcription factor activity, RNA polymerase II-specific. The transcript has a single exon. The record is from RefSeq and is a predicted model, not a curated record. Lineage: Eukaryota; Fungi; Ascomycota; Eurotiomycetes; Chaetothyriales; Cyphellophoraceae.
AUGACAAGUGCGCCGCCACGUCAGUCAGGGAGUUUCCCAGGAGACGGCCGACAGAAUUCGUUUUCAUCGGGCCAGAAUCUUUCUUCUUUGGAUGCCCGCAACCGCCGGAUCGAUACUCUCAUUACCGCCCAGGCACAGGCGACAUCGAGUCCGUCGUCGUACGACACGUCGUCGCCUGAUAUCGACUUCAACUUCCCUUUCGCUGGUAGUCCUCACGACAGCAUCAACAGUGGGAUCGAUGCGCCUCCAGAGCUGCGGAUGGGCCAAGGGUAUCAUGGUCGGGGAUCCAUGUCCGAUAGCCUACGGUCGCAGAUGCCUCAACAGCAUCGCACCAGCCUGGCAAGCAUCGAUUCCACUGUGGACGGCGACUUGAUGACUACUGGCGCGAUGGGUGGUUGGUCGUCCAAAGCUCAGCAAGCAGUUAGCAAUCCUGAUGAAGCAAUGCACGAUGGCUCUGAUAAUGACAAUGACCAGCAGAAACGGAGGGCAUCGGAUGAGGACAGGCCAUCUUGGAGCGAGCUCAAGACAAAGGCCGGCAAGGAGCGAAAACGUCUACCACUGGCCUGCAUAGCGUGUCGUCGCAAGAAGAUCAAAUGUUCGGGCGAAAAGCCUGCUUGCAGGCAUUGUAUUCGUGCUCACAUCCCUUGCGUCUACAAAGUCACGACACGUAAGGCUGCACCACGGACAGACUACAUGGCUAUGCUCGACAAACGCCUGAAGCGUAUGGAGGACCGUGUUAUCAAGGUCAUUCCUAAAGAAGAGCUGCCUGACAUGUCAGUGACAGGACGAUCGAGCGUUAAGCCUCCACUCCCGGGUGCGAAUGCUAGCAACAAGAAGGCCAGCGCGCCUACCGUCGACGACACCAAGAAACGCUCAGCAGAAGAGGCCUUCACAGCUGAGAUGUCUACCUGGACUUCAAGCAAUCGGCCGAGCUCCGCAGUGCUAGACCCGCUCACUGGUCUCCGACGGCAACGUGAAGGAGAGAACAAGCUGUUCAUCGAAGGCAGCGAGUCACUCCCUCCGCAGCACAUUCAAGAGCACCUGGCGGAGGUGUUCUUCGAUUGUGUCUAUGGCCAGUCGUACCUGCUCCUGCACAAGGCAUCGUUCUUGCGCAAGCUCAAAGCCGGCACCGUACCUCCUGUCCUCAUACUUGCUCUCUGUGCUGUGUCUGCACGCUUCAGCACACAUCCGCAAAUCAGUACCGAGCCUGCCUUCCUCCGAGGAGAGCAGUGGGCAACGCCUGCUCGGAAGAUCAUCGAAAGGAGGCAUUACGAGCCCAACAUCACCAUUCUCAUUGCCAUGCUCAUGCUAGGUCUCCACCACUUUGGCACCUGCGAAGGUGGGCUGUCGUGGAGCUUUGGCGGGCAGGCUUCGAGAAUGGGCUAUGCUCUACAAUUGCAUCGUGAGUUGGAAAGAGAACCGAUGGGCAGGGAACAACUGGCAGGGAAGAGCAAGUCUAACAAUGCUGCAGUAUUGCCAGAAAAUACUCAACAAUCCAAACCUAACGACAAUUCCAACACUAAUACCAACGUACCUUCGACGACCGUACCGCCCGAGCUGUCCUUUACCGAUCGAGAGAUCCGUCGACGAACGAUGUGGGCCUGUUACUUGAUGGACACCUUCAACAGCAGUGGGACAGAGCGACCAAGCUUCCUCAGCGAAGAGUACUUUCAGAUACAGCUACCCAUAAAAGAGUCGCACUUCCAGAUGGAGAUACCCGGGGUGACGGAGAAUCUGGAGGGCGAUUUACCAGCGCAUUAUCAGCAACGAACGAAGUCAAUGGCAGGUGCAGCAGUCGCUUCCACCAACGAGCUUACUGCGAUGCAAGCUGAAGCCAGGUCCAACAUGGGAGUUGCCGCUUACGUUGUACGAGGUGUGGUGCUUUGGAAACGCAUUGUCAAAUACCUGAAUCUUGGAGGGAAAGAGAAGGACCCGCAUCCUAUAUGGGACUCAUUGUCAGAAUUUGCGGCAUUGGCGCGACAGAUCACGUCGUUAAAACAGUCGCUUCCUGCGGACCUCGUCUACAACUCGGCUAACCUCGCGACGCAUGCCUCCUCUAGACUGGCGAAUCAGUUCCUUCUGCUGCACAUAAUGCUGGCACAGUGCUCACUGUUCCUGCAUCGGUUCGCUGUGCCGACCUAUCCUUCGUCGCGGCCGCAUCACACACCUCUGCUCGCGUCUGGCAUGCCGAAGCAGUUCCUGACGCAAUCAGCGCAGACAGUCGUGGAUGCUGCGAGCCAUAUCAGCAGUCUUAUUGCCGUGUCAGCAGGCCAUACCUUGACAGUGCCCUUUGCAGGAUACUGCGCCUACGCUUCAGCUACAGUGCACGUCUGGGGCAUCUUCUCGCGCCUGCCUUCGCUCGAAACGUCCUCCAGAGACAACCUCAAGCACAACUACAAAUACCUGACACGCAUGAAGCGGUACUGGGGCAUGUUUCACUACAUGGCAGAGAGCGUCAAAGACACAUAUCGGGCAUUUGCUGAUUCAUUCGCUCGGUACUCCUCGCUAGCUUCGACGGGAACAUCUUUGCUGCGAUCACAAUCCUCAGGCACUGCGGCGAAUGCUACAGACGGCACGAGCCGUUCGCAGACCCCCGGCGCAGGCGGCACCCACACACCUUCGCACAGCACUAGCUCGACAGCAACAACGCACGGCGGUCCUGGAGCUAAACAGAUGUUCCAGUACGGGGAUUGGUUCGACAAGUACCCGCACGGCGUGUCGGAGGCGGAAUGGGAGACAUCUCACCUCGAGUACAAACGAGAAACGACCGGUGGUUCUGAAGCUGUCAUGAGCGCGCGGUCGGAACUGCAAAGCGUGGAGGAGUUCUUCGCUACUCUCAGUCCACCUAGCAAGGCAGAGGAGCAAUCUGGAAGGGGCAAGAAGAUCGCACGACGCAGAGGAAAGAGCGUCGCUGAACCCAGCACAGCAAGCGGCGGCAGGAAAGGCUCAAUGUCGCAGCCCGCAGACCAGAAUAAGCCUCAAGCGCAGUCUUUCUCUGGCCAGCAACGACCGACGAUCCGGCGCCAGCAAUCCGACCUUACCCUCUCAACAGCACUCGCCAACACGAGCAGCAUCAAGCCUCCACCAACUACAGACUCCUCACAUGACCUCUCGUCGCCACCACUGUACCGCAACGUCCCGCCUUCCUCCGCAGACCCGUACUCGGCCAGCAGUGCAACGACCAAUACCUUUUCACCGAACCAGCACAAUUUCCACUUCCCUCCAUUCCCGAGUACGACCAUACCGCAUCACGCGGUCUCGAAUCUGGAUCGACAAAUGGUGUUCGGUGCGUAUGCGGGCAUCGAUCCGGGGAGCAUGUCUCUACCGGAAGAUUUUGGCAACGCUGGCACAAACUGGGGUAACAUGACCGAUCCGAAUGCUCUCAAUUUCCCCUUUCAGCCCGGCGACCCAAACCUUGAUGGCAUGGAUCCCAACGCGGAUCCUGGCAAGGGCGAAGCAUGGCAGAACUCGAAUAUGGGCUUUGGUCAUAAUGAUGGCACUGCGAUGUCUAUGUCAGGAGGCUAUCAAGGCAUCGGCGGAGGAUCGAUGGGCAUGGGAAGCACGGCGUUCUUCAUGCCGUUCAACAUGGAGCCCCCAAAUUUCGGGACUGGGUCGGGAGCUGGGCCUGGAGAGUUGGGAGCUGGGCAGUUGGAUGGGAUGGAUUUCGGGAUUAGUCCAAGCGGGACGAGUUCGGUGUUGGGAGAUUUGGGCCAGCAGGGUGGCGGCAUCUGA